CUCAGUCGGCGAGAGGCCGUUGGCGCGUGUGGAGCUGCUGCCCCCUGCGGCCGGCGCCGCGCCACCUCCGCUUCCCUCCCCGCCCUCCCGCCGCCGGUACUCGCUAUGGAGUAAGGCCCCCCCCGCGCUCGGCCGGACGGAGGGGGCCUCCGCCGCGCCUCGAUGGCUCUGGUCACGGUGCAGCGCUCGCCUACCCCCAGCGCCACCUCCAGCCCCUGCGCCUCGGAGGCAGACAGUGGGGAAGAAGAAUGCCGGUCCCAGCCCAGAAGCAUAAGCGAAAGCUUCCUCACUGUGAAAGGUGCAGCGCUCUUCCUGCCACGAGGAAAUGGGUCGUCUACUCCCAGGAUCAGUCACAGGCGUAACAAGCAUGCAGGGGAUCUCCAGCAACACCUGCAGGCCAUGUUCAUACUGCUCCGCCCAGAAGACAACAUCAGACUGGCUGUAAGACUGGAAAGUACCUACCAGAACCGCACUAGGUACAUGGUGGUAGUGUCCACCAACGGCAGGCAAGACACCGAAGAGAGCAUUGUCCUAGGAAUGGAUUUCUCUUCCAAUGACAGUAGCACUUGUACAAUGGGCUUGGUGCUGCCGCUGUGGAGUGACACCUUGAUCCACCUGGACGGGGAUGGAGGGUUCAGCGUAUCAACAGAUAACAGGGUUCAUAUAUUCAAGCCAGUGUCUGUACAGGCAAUGUGGUCUGCUCUGCAGAGUUUACAUAAGGCUUGUGAGGUGGCACGGAGCAACAAUUACUACCCAGGGAGCCUCUUCCUCACGUGGGUCAGUUACUAUGAGAGCCAUAUCAACUCCGACCAGUCAUCAGUCAAUGAGUGGAACGCCAUGCAAGAUGUCCAGUCCCACAGGCCUGACUCACCCGCCCUCUUCACAGACGUCCCAACUGAGCGGGAACGCACAGAACGGCUAAUUAAGACCAAGUUAAGGGAGAUCAUGAUGCAGAAGGAUUUGGAGAACAUCACGUCAAAAGAGAUACGCACUGAGCUGGAGAUGCAGAUGGUGUGUAACCUGCGGGAGUUCAAAGAGUUCAUUGACAAUGAAAUGAUAGUGAUCCUUGGGCAGAUGGACAGCCCCACGCAGAUAUUUGAUCAUGUCUUUUUGGGCUCGGAAUGGAAUGCCUCCAAUUUGGAAGACUUGCAGAACAGAGGGGUGCGGUAUAUUUUGAAUGUGACUCGAGAAAUAGAUAACUUCUUCCCUGGGCUCUUUGAAUACCAUAAUAUUCGGGUAUACGAUGAAGAAGCAACAGAUCUUCUGGCUUAUUGGAAUGACACGUACAAAUUCAUCUCCAAGGCAAAGAAAAAUGGUUCUAAGUGCCUGGUGCACUGCAAGAUGGGAGUGAGCCGCUCGGCGUCCACGGUGAUUGCCUACGCCAUGAAGGAGUAUGGCUGGAACCUGGACAGGGCUUACGACUACGUGAAGGAACGGCGCACCGUCACCAAGCCCAACCCCAGCUUUAUGCGGCAGCUGGAGGAAUACCAAGGGAUCCUGCUGGCCAGCAAACAGCGGCAUAAUAAACUGUGGCGCUCGCACUCAGACAGUGACCUCUCGGACCAUCAUGAGCCCAUCUGCAAAUCUGGGCUGGAGUUGAACAAAAAGGAGAUCACCACCUCAGCCGACCAGAUCUCAGAGGCGAAGACCAACGACAACCAGCAGCCGAUGUCUCCUAUCUACUCAGCUGAGCUAGACAGGGAGCAGCAGCUCCCAGGGGAUGCGAACAUGAUCGAGGAGGAGAUGUGUGUGAAGGAGAGAAGGAUCCACCUAGAGUUUACAUGUCGAGACUUCCACGCUGAGCAGAUGGAGGACAAGCUGAACCUGAACAAUAUCAAUGGCUGUACGGCAGGUUGUUGUGUAGACUCUGUGCCCCCUGAUAACUGCCAUGCUUCUGAGGCCUUAAUGCAGCUCCAGCACCCCUUGGAAAUAACAGAGUUUCCUGAUUUGACAGUGGACGAUCUAGAAAAAGAUGCCCUUAAGCUUGAUAUGAACGUGCACUUGGUUCCCAUGGAAGAAUUCACUUCGUGCUUAAAAGACUUUCCCCAAUCCCCAAACCAAAAUUCCCAGAGUCUCCAACAGAAUCCCCAGCCCGAAGUGACUGACCUCAGUACAGACAGGAUUGAUUUCUUCAGUGCUUUGGAGAAAUUCGUGGAGCUUUCCCAGGAGAGCCGGUCGCGCACCUGCUCCCAUUCCAGGACGGAAGAGCAAGGGAGUGGAAGGAACGGGGUCUCCAGGGUGCCCGUGCUGGAAGUGCCGCCUGCUGCGGAUGAGGGUGCAGAUGCUCAAAGGAACAGCUCUGGAAACUCUCCUCAGGCAUCGGAUGACUCUUCCACAGAUGAAGAACAACAAAAGGAGGUCCCCGAGCUGCCUAGCACAGGCCAUCUCACAAGAUCCCACUCGGAAAAUGCCAUUUCUGUGAAGGAAAUUAUCACAGAGAUCGAGUCAAUCAACCAGGGAGUAGGAGCUGCCCAGCAGAAAGAGGGUUCAGUCAACCUCACCCAGACGCCAAAGAGGAACACGGUGCACGACCUGGCAGUGGAGGCAAUUUGGGCAUCAGAAAGGGUGGAACAGAGCGAAGGAGCCUGUGGACACCAGGAAAAGGAGAAGGACCCUCUGCAAGCUGAGCAAGAAGCUGCCCCCUCCUUGCAGCUGUCUUCUGGUAAAUCAGACCUGGAGGAAAGCAGCCCUGGGGGCGAGCAGCAAGAGCCUCAUGGCUCCAUCAAUCCUGAGCCCAAGUGGUGCCCUGGUUCCGUCCGGCGAGCCACCCUGGAGUUCGAGGAGCGCUUGAGACAGGAGCAGGAGCACCAGCACGCAUCCCCGGUCUGCAUCUUACCGACCCGCAAGAACUCCAGGAAUGAUUCUCCUGCUGCCGAGCUCCUGCCGCGGGGGAAAAACGAGGAGCCACCCCUGGAGCUGGCUCUGGAGGGUGACAAGGCACGGGGUCCAGGUGCUGAGGAGCUGCUGCUGCCUCCUGGGGCAGAGCUGCCUGCAGGCAGACACUUGCCUGCACCCCUCACCUCCCCUGCGCAGGAGUCCCUGCCUGCAGAGCCCAGCCCAGGGCAGGAGGGAACGGAUCAAGAACGCAGGACACUGGUCUCAUAUGAUGGGAUGGAGGAGCCACCCCUGUCCUCUGUUGUCCCAAAAAGAAUUGAAAUCGUCGAAUACGCUGCCACGGUCAAGUCUGCAGAGCGCCCCGACGCAAGCUGUGAGCAGGGCAGGCUGCCUGCGGCCGUCCCGUCUUUAGAUGAAAACUUGAACCCUUCGUUGUGCUCCGAGAAGGCACCGACCUGUCUCAGAGCUCUGACACUGGUGACCUCCACACCUUCGGCCAGCCUAGAACGCCCUUCUUACCCCUGGGUAAUUCACCUGGAAGGCGUCACUGAGCAGAGCACAGGUACAGACGAUGAGCCGGUCACGUCAUGUGGCAUUGAGGGAGAUGCGACUCUCCCAUUCAGGGACAGUCCCAAGCCUCUCUGCAGGGGGGGUGCCGGCACCUCGAGGCAGCUGAGCGGCGAGGACUUCACGAGCCAACGCGCUGAAAACAUGGACCUUCUGGACAUCUCUUUCCUGUGUUACGGCCUCCCCCACAGCUCCAGCAGCCACAGCGUGGAGGAGCGCAGCAACAGCCCCGGGCUGGUCAAGCAGCGAGCGAAGGAAAUAGAGGCUCGGAUCCGGCACGCGGGGCUCACCACGCCCUCCCACAUGAAACGCUCGGCAUCCUUGGCCAAACUGGACUGCCUGGACCUCUCCAAGGACGACUUAUCCGAGAGGCAGUCGGCCUCUUCUGAUGCCAACCCGGUGCUUCUCACCUGCGUUGCCCUCGGUCGAGGCCUUCGCAGAGGGAGUUUGGAGAGGGACUCGGAAAGCACGUGUGGAAAGCAUCACCUUUCCUCCCCUGAGCCCGCUAAGCAUUUUGUGGAACAGCUCAGAACAGCCGAGUGCAUUGCUCAGAGCAAGCCAGUGGAGAGGCCGCUAGCUCAGUACGCCAAAGAGUGCGGCUCCAGCCAGCAGAAUUUGUUUUCCAGCGCAGAUCCAACGUGGACUAGCUCCGAGGAGGGUCCUCCGCUGCUCCAGGUGCAGGUCCUGGACUCCUUGUCUCCAGCUCAAGGUCUGGCUGUCGCACCUCGGCAGCAGCACGGGAGAACUCACCCUCUGAGGAGGCUCAAAAAGACCAAUGAUAAAAAGCGGACAACCAAUCCCCUCUACAAUACUAUGUGAUCCUGAGCCCUCGGCUGUGAUUUCUUACCGAGAACCCAUGGUGUUGCGUUCACGCAAGGGGCAGGUGUAAUAUAAGGAACAUGCACUUUAUUGGUUAAUUUUAUAUAUAUUGUCAUUUUACUGUUCCUGGCGCAUGUAGGUGUGGGUUGGUUCUUCUGUGUGUGACUCUGACUGCAGGACUGUUUGGGUUUUUUUAAGUUUUUUAACUCAGAUAACCUCAAAUGUUCUUUUUUUUUUUUUUUUGUUAGUUUGUUUUAAAAGAACACCUUUAUCCUGCAAAAAUUGAUGUUGGCUUGCUUUGGCAAGGUGGAGUUUUGCUUAGAACCAGAUCCUAGUUCCUAACUUGAAUUUUCCCCAUGCCUUGAAAUGGUGCUGGGCAGUUGUUGGGGUGAGAGCCCCCAUAAAUGUGAAGGCUGUGCCAAGGUCCCCUUUGUUUGGCCUUUCUUUUCUGCAAACUGGAACUCCACAAUGCUGGCAGAUCACUCACAAAGCUGCUUCAGGACAAACUCCCGAGGCUCAGUUCAGCUGGUGCAUCCCCAAAAGGAGCACACGGGUAAAUAUUCCCGAUGGAUGGGCUCUGAAAACCGCAGGCAGCCUGGCACCGAGAUCAGCGCUCACCUCCUGCUGGGGGUCAUGCAGAGCCCCCCAUUUUGUGGUGAGGUGGAGCAGAGUUCCUCCACGAGCUGCCAAGCUCACCUCUCCUCGGCUGCCCCAGACCAGCGGGUGAGAGGAGGAGAGCCCCCAAAGCCAGAGUGUUCUUUUAAAACAAACGCCUCGUUAGGGUUUUAACCCUCCCGUUACUUGAAUACUGCUGUGGGCCUAUCCAAGUUCAUGGCCAUAUCAUCUGUCCUCUACCCUCCUGCUGCCUCUCCUCCACCCGAAAGCUGUUCUUGUCUCGUGCUGCCUGAGUUUUCUUCUCCCCUCUGCCAUGCUCACAGGCACUUCUGAUCGCUCCCAAACCUAGAGGCUGUUACAAUUGUUACAUGACAUAUUGCCCCUACUGAAUGCAAAGCUUUGUCCGCACUGCUGUCACUCCUAACACUUGGCCCGGAGGGAAGAUCUUUUCUGGAAGUUUUUUCCUUUUUUUCUUUUUUUUUUUCCUAAAUUGUAUAUAUGGUAUUUAUAUAGAUUUUUUUUUUUUCCUUGUUCCUACUUUUUUUUUUUUUUAAAAAAAGGGCAAGACUGCAUUCUGUAAACUGGAAAACAAAACCACCUUACUCAAACUCAGUGCUGUUCAUUGUAAUCUGCACAGAAAUGGGAGUGGAUUUGACAUUGUAAGCUGUCUUCCCUUUCCAAAAGUGAGCCUCGAUGCCAGCCUUUGCCAAAUGUGUCCCUUCUCCUCCAGUCCUGCGUGAAACCCCUGUUACCCCACUGUGGGAGGAGGACUGCCUAUCUGCCCGUUUCCUUCCCGCUUGAAGCUGGAUUUCAGAAGUGCCAGUCAGACGUGGAAAGCCGUCAGCCGCUCUGAGCCAUUCUGCAGGUUCUUACUUCCCCAGAGAACCUGCAUUUGAAGGGUCUGCUCUAAAUUUCAGCAAAUUAUUUUCUGGUUCCCGAGCAGUUCAGCUAAAUCAAAGCUCCUCGUUUCCAGCCGUGCAUAUCAGCAAAUUGUAUGUGUGCUGUAGGAGUGGAGAGAAAGGCACUUGGCCGUGGCAGGAGAGCUUUGGGUCCUGUCUGCAGUCCCGUGGCAGAAGAGCACGUCUGAGCUGGUGCUUGGCUCUGGCCCAGACCUGCCCUCUGGGGAGGAGCGAAGGAGAGAGAAGAUGCAGAAUGGCUCCAGCUGCUGAAAGCCCAGCAUGGAGAGGACACAGGACACGGGGUGGGAGGAGCAGUAGACAAGGCCAUGCUUAGAAAGCAGCACUGAUGCUGCGGAGCCUUGCAGGCUCCAAUGGGACAAGCUUAUCUUGAGCCGGAGAGGAGUGCACAGCACCGGAGCGCUGUGGAGUAUUGGGAAGCAGCAGGCGUCUGCCCUGGGGAAGGGGUGUCCGUAACCCCCCAGCUUGCCCGCAGCCAGCAGCAGAGGUUAGCCUAGCAGUUUGCAAGGUAACGUGAGCCUGGGGAGGAAUCCCGCCUUGCUGUCCUCCUAUAGAUCCCAGGGAUCUUCCCGUGCUGCCUUGCAGAGCCCAUACUUGCAGCUUGCGUGCCCGCAGCCUGGGCAUGGGGCUGUCAGCGUGUCUGACCUUCUCCAGCAGCAAUGUGCGCUUCGUCUCUCCCUUUCCGAGGAGCUUGAGCUCUGCUAGAGGGGGGUUGUCACCCGUGCUAGCUGCACGCUGGAACGCAGCCCGAAGUAGCCCAGCAGGGCCCUGUCCUGGGUCAGAUAGCACAUCAUCCCAGGCCAUUUCAGUCACUAGAAGUCAUGCAAGUCCCUGGCCCAGGAGGCCAGAUACUUCUUUGGGACGCUGAAAGACAUUUGGCUUCUCCUAGCCCGCUCCAGCUGGCUUCGGAGCUGGGCAGGCAGUGUAGAAAGGCCAAGUGGCUCGUGUCAUUUUGUGAAGGGCAAUUUCAGUCCUUGCCUCCCCCACAAACCUCACCAGCCCCUGCUGCCUACCGUUCCUGACCCCAAGGACGUAUCUGCCUGCCCCUCCGCAGGCGGAAGGGAUGGGGUGCCACCGAGCCUGCCCUGUGGUGGAGGGAGCAUGCUUGGCUGGUAGCGUGUCCUGGUGACAAGGAUCUGCCUGGGACGGGAAAGCCCCGUGUAUAAUUUGUUCCCUUGAGAAAGAGAGGAGGAACAGGACGGGAAUUGGGUUUCUUUGCCCAGCUUCAUCUCAGGAGAAAUGCCCUGUAGGAAGGCUCUGCCAUGCAGACCAGAAUUGCUGCUUCCUUCCAAUACUCUGCUGCUGUCUGGGUGCUUCAGCUGGAGAGAGCAGCAAAGGGGCAAAGGCCCUUGCAGGGAGGUUGCUUCGCUGUCCCCUUGUCCUCGGCUCUGGCCCAGCACAACUGUGGUUUUUCUCUGGGAAGCAUGUGGACAGAUGGAGGGAGUCAGGGAAGGUGGUUUUCUUACAGAGUUAUGAAGGCCUUGGAGGUCUGGAGGCUCUGACCUGGAUGGCAGAAAGGGGAACGGGCUGGAGGAGCAUGUUGUGUGCAGCUCUCUGGGGGUCCUGGGUCCUCCCCGGCCAGUGUCUGGGCAACGAAGCCACCAAGCCCCUGGCAUCAGAGGUCUCUGCCUGGAGGCGGUUGUCCCUUCUCCAUGCUGGUGACUCAUGGGUGGGUGGUGGCUCGCUCCUGGUCCCCGUGGCCACCCCACGAGAGCUUCUUGUGACCCGCUGAGCACCACGGGGAGCAGCAUCUUCCCCGGACAGGAAGGAGCGGCACCUCCAGAGCGCAUGGCAGCUGACAAGCCUCGCUGAUGGGGGAGGGUUUAGGCGAAACCUGUUGUUUUAAGGGCAUUUUUGUACAAAGCAACUGUUCUUUUGGUCUCUUGCAAAGCCCUCUUGGAGGACGCUUUAUUGUUUACAUUGACUCCUGUACAAUAUCUCAGCCAUCACCUCCCCCCUUGCCCGCCCCAUCUCCGGCUGUACUGUAAUGUGUGAGCCUUGCACAAACGGAUAGCGUGUGCGUGAAACUGGUUUUUACACUGCGUUCUGUUGCACUCGAUGGUGUGUGUGCGUGUGUGCGUGUGUCCGGUCUGCUUGAGAAGUUGUGACAUGUACAAAUUUCUCCCCUUUCGGCCCUUUUCUGGGGGUACGGUCCCAGCGGGUGGCAGGGGGGUCAGGAGGUGACGCCGUUUAUGGCUCACUUGGGUGUCAAAGGGGCCAGGGAUUAGCUCCCUGUCCCUCUACCAGCAAAGGCCUGGUGGAAGGUAACCCACCCCAGCUCCGGCUGCUGCCGGCGACCUCCUGGGAGGAGCGAGCCGCUGGGAAUCGGCAUGGGCACCGGGGCACUGCGUCUGCCCGGGGGCUCAGAGAGCCCCGCAGCUCUCCCAGCCCGGUGGCAGAUGGAAGCCAUACCCACCGCAGGUCCCCCGCUCCCGUCACGGUGUGUCCUGCCUUAAUCUGGUCCUAGCUCCACGCAAACCCCCACGCUUCUCCCUAAGGGGGGGACCCCCCCCGAGCCCUUGCUGGCGUGAGGCAGAGGCAGGCGCUGGCCUGGCGCAGGAGGGGUCCAGGCUGGGCAGAGGGCUCUCGGUUGCCCUCCGGUAGCGUUGCGAGAGGUGCUAACAGCCUGCCCGUGCUGCAGACAUCUCUGUUGGCACAAAAGCAGGUGCCAGUGCCUUUUCUUUUCCUUUAUGGAGAUGUGAUGUCCGUGCGCUGGUUUGUAGGGAUCGCUCCAGGGUCGGGCAGUCCAGUCGCACCGUGUGCUGGAGCAUGAGCCCUCGGGGGCGGCUGGUGGUGGAGUUGCAAACAGGGGAGGGGAGCGCUUCUGUCUGCCCCUCCUGGAUCUUCCUUGGUGGCUGGGAUUGUCCCCUUUCCCCCUAAAGACUUUAUGAACUGAUGUGCUCAGCUGUUUUUAAAUGUGAACUUGUGCACUGAUGUGCAGAUUCAAUGUUCUUGUUACCGAAUGAAUAAAGUUUUAUUUUGAAGAUGA
This is a messenger RNA of Harpia harpyja (harpy eagle), 8742 nucleotides long. It is a transcript of the gene SSH2, whose product is annotated as slingshot protein phosphatase 2. Gene Ontology annotation, molecular function: protein tyrosine/serine/threonine phosphatase activity; actin binding. Gene Ontology annotation, cellular component: cytoplasm. The record is from RefSeq and is a predicted model, not a curated record. The coding region runs from base 163 to 4221 and encodes 1352 amino acids. The transcript has 16 exons. NCBI's taxonomy places the organism in Eukaryota, Metazoa, Chordata, Aves, Accipitriformes, Accipitridae. Gene Ontology annotation, biological process: protein dephosphorylation; actin cytoskeleton organization; negative regulation of actin filament polymerization.